AUGCAAGUCACUCUAGCUGCGCAAAUUAAUUAUAAUGCGCCUCAUCAGAAAUUGAAUCUUGUUAUAUAUCCUGACUUUUUUGAAGGAGAUCAGGAUUCUAUAAUCUGGUUGGAUGAAAUAGAAAAGGCAUUUGCUGCUAAUUUGAAAUUAGAAGAAGAGGAGUUAGAGGAGGAAACUUUAGAGCAAUUAAUAAAAGAGGAGAUAGGUAAAGAAGAAAAGGUCAAUAACCCCUCUGAG
Messenger RNA from Racocetra fulgida, 237 nucleotides. Lineage: Eukaryota; Fungi; Glomeromycota; Glomeromycetes; Diversisporales; Gigasporaceae. The record is from the annotation of a GenBank genome assembly.